Molecule: messenger RNA, 492 nt
Organism: Annulohypoxylon truncatum
Lineage: Eukaryota; Fungi; Ascomycota; Sordariomycetes; Xylariales; Hypoxylaceae
Exons: 1
Coding region: 10-492 (160 amino acids)
Source: RefSeq, a predicted model, not a curated record
CUUAACAUCAUGAUGGAAUUUCUCAGAAGCAUCAUUCAUAUUAAACCGAAGACGCCGAUUUCCCCAGAAGUUAGGGAUAUUAUCACUAGCAAGAAACACCAGUACUGCCGAUUUGCCGAUACUAAUCAGUGGCAAGAUAUGUUUAAGGUCGCGCUACCAGAAGCUACCUUCAGAUUUACCAAGGCAGAUGGUACUUUCAUCAAUGAAGAUGGACAGGACUACAACUUCUCAUCGACAGCUGAAUUCAUCAAAUGUCUAGGAGGAAGGAAUAUGCAGGGUGUUCACCUGAUUGGGCCAGGGGAGUUAGAGCAGACCAGUCCUGACGAGGUGAAAGCAAUCUGGUCUCUCAUCUAUCACGCCGGCAUGAAAGAAUCAAAUCUCGAACACAACACGGGUGGGGGAUACUAUUAUGAAACUUGGCGGCGGAAAGGCAAUGACUGGUUCAUACAAGAUUUGAUGCUUGAAAGGACAUACUUCCAAAUUGUUGGGUAA